UGAGCACAGCCACUACUCCAAAUAACUGUCAGUGAAGCCAAUCGACGAUGUCACCGGCCAUAAUCAUUCACCACUGCAUCAGCAUCUAAGCCGUGCUUCUAGCCAUGCUUAUCUUUUCCGUCUUCAAGACACUGACAGAUCAACGAGUAACCGUCGAGCUGAAGAACGAUCUCUCGAUUACAGGAGUCUUGAAGUCGGUAGACCAAUUUCUCAACAUCCGUCUAGACUCAAUCAAUGUACUGGACGAGGCGAGACACCCACACAUGAUGGCGGUGAAAAAUUGCUUUAUCCGCGGUUCCGUUGUGAGGUAUGUGCAGCUCCCUGCAGAACACGUCGAUACUCAGUUGCUGGAGGACGCGACACGCCGAGAGGUCGCUGCUCAAGGAAAACGGUGAUGGAUGUACAAUAUCCCUGGCCUAUUGGAGGCGCAGCUAUCAUUCAACAGGAAACUCGUAC
Molecule: messenger RNA, 456 nt
Organism: Suillus subalutaceus
Lineage: Eukaryota; Fungi; Basidiomycota; Agaricomycetes; Boletales; Suillaceae
Product: U6 snRNA-associated Sm-like protein LSm2
Exons: 5
Coding region: 105-395 (96 amino acids)
Biological process (GO): mRNA splicing, via spliceosome
Cellular component (GO): P-body; U4/U6 x U5 tri-snRNP complex; U6 snRNP
Molecular function (GO): RNA binding
Source: RefSeq, a predicted model, not a curated record